Molecule: messenger RNA, 3318 nt
Organism: Aspergillus luchuensis
Lineage: Eukaryota; Fungi; Ascomycota; Eurotiomycetes; Eurotiales; Aspergillaceae
Gene: POL3
Product: DNA-directed DNA polymerase delta POL3
Exons: 3
Coding region: 1-3318 (1105 amino acids)
Biological process (GO): nucleotide-excision repair, DNA gap filling; DNA replication proofreading; DNA-templated DNA replication
Cellular component (GO): delta DNA polymerase complex
Molecular function (GO): nucleotide binding; 3'-5'-DNA exonuclease activity; DNA-directed DNA polymerase activity
Source: RefSeq, a predicted model, not a curated record
AUGCCUGAAGCCGUCGCCAUGCCCCAGAAGCGGGUUCUGGGCGAUGCAUCAAAUAACCCUCGUGGUGUCGCAACAGAUCCCAGUGCGCUCAAGAAGCGCAGGAUAGAGAAUGGCCCUGCCGCCGCUAUGAAGCCCCCGACAAAUGGCCAGCGCCGAGUUCCGGGCUCCAGCCAACCCCAGAAGAGUCAGUUCGAGGCGGAGGUUCUGGAGAAGCUGACCCAGGAUAUCAACGGGCUGAAGGACAGCAAUUCGGAGAAGGACCAGCAAUGGGAGCGACCACCACUGGGUGAAUUUGACCCGUCUACGGAGAACAUCUGUUUCCAACAGAUCGAUGCGGAAGAGGGGACAAUCAUGGGCGGCAAGACUGCCGUUCGACUGUUUGGUGUGACUGAGGCCGGCCAAUCGGUCCUCCUCCACGUUACCGGAUUCCAACAUUAUCUCUACAUCGCUGCGCCCGUGAAUUUCACCAAGGACGACUGCGAGCCCUACCGAGCUUUCCUGGAGAGCAGAGUCGGACAGUUUCAACCUACGAUUCAGUCAGUACAAAUAACGAUGCGAGAAAACAUCUACGGGUUCCAAGGCAACCAGAAAAGCUAUUACCUCAAGAUCACAGUUACGGAUCCUAAAUUCAUCAGCAAAGUCCGGUCAGCGUUGGAACAAGGCGGUGCCCAAAGCUUGAACUACAAAGGUCUCUGGAACAACUCUGAUGGUGGAAUCCUUACGUUUGACAGCAUCCAAUACCUCCUCAGAUUCAUGAUCGACACGGAUAUUUCGGGCAUGUCUUGGGUUGAAGCAAAGGCUGGGAAGUACCGCUUAUUCCAACAACACGAGAAGGUGUCGAAUUGUCAAAUCGAGGCCAGUGUCGACUACCGAGACCUUAUCUCCCAUCCACCCAACGGCGAGUGGGCUAAGAUGGCCCCGCUGCGCAUUCUGUCGUUCGAUAUCGAGUGCGCUGGACGAAAGGGUAUCUUCCCUGAACCGAACCACGACCCAGUCAUUCAGAUCGCCAAUGUCGUAACGCGUUACGGAGAGUCUAAACCGUUUAUUCGUAAUGUGUUUGUUCUGGAUACAUGCAGUUUGAUUGUCAACACUCAAAUUCUGGAAUUCAAGGACGAGGCGAAGAUGCUCAUGGCCUGGCGCGAUUUCGUGCAAAAGGUGGACCCGGAUGUCAUAAUCGGCUACAAUAUUGCCAACUUCGAUUUUCCGUAUCUAUUGGAUCGCGCCAAGCAUCUGAAAUGCACUGGCUUCCCCUACUGGACCAGACUGAACGGUGUGCAGUCGCAAAGCAAGGAAACCAACUUUUCCAGCAAGCAGAUGGGUAACCGUGACACGAAGUCAACGAACACUAAUGGUCGAAUCCAACUCGACAUGCUUCAGUUGGUACAACGAGACUAUCACCUGCGAAGUUAUACCCUGAACUCGGUGUCUUAUGAAUUCUUGGGCGAACAGAAGGAGGAUGUCCAUCACACAAUGAUCACUGAGCUAUAUAACGGAACUCCCGAUUCUCGACGGCGUUUAGCUGUCUACUGCUUGAAGGAUGCAUAUCUACCGCAGAGACUGAUGGACAAGUUGAUGUGCUUGGUCAACUACACCGAAAUGGCAAGAGUGACGGGUGUGCCCUUCAACUUUCUGCUGUCACGCGGUCAGCAAGUCAAGUUCAUCAGUCAGCUGUUCCGCAAGGCUUUGGAGCAGCAGCUUGUCAUCCCGAAUACGAAGUCCAACGACGAACAAGACUACGAAGGUGCUACUGUUAUCGAGCCUGUCAGGGGCUACUACGGUGUGCCUAUCGCAACUCUCGAUUUCGCGUCCCUAUACCCGUCCAUCAUCCAGGCCCAUAAUCUCUGCUACACAACGCUGUUGAAUAAGAAUAGCGUUGAAAGGCUGAAGCUUGUAAAGGAUGAAGACUACAUCGUGACCCCUAAUGGCGACAUGUUCUGUACCGCCAAAGUUCGCAAAGGCCUGUUGUCACAGAUUCUGGAAGAACUGCUGUCUGCACGUAAACGUGCCAAGAAAGAGCUGGCCACUGAGACUGAUCCGUUCAAGAAAGCUGUCUUGAACGGACGACAGCUCGCUCUAAAGAUUAGCGCAAACAGUGUGUACGGUCUCACAGGUGCCACUGUCGGAAAGCUGCCCUGCUUGCCUAUCGCGAGUAGUACAACCAGUUAUGGACGACAGAUGAUCGAGAAGACGAAACAGGAGGUGGAAGCCCGGUACACCAUCGCGAAUGGUUAUUCUCAUGAUGCCAAGGUCAUCUACGGUGAUACUGAUUCGGUCAUGGUCAAAUUUGGCGUUGACAACUUGGAGGAAGCUAUGAAGCUUGGACAAGAGGCGUCCGAAUACGUCUCGUCCAAGUUCCUGAAGCCGAUCAAGCUGGAGUUCGAAAAGGUCUAUUUCCCGUAUCUUCUGAUCAACAAGAAGCGGUACGCCGGACUAUACUGGACGAACCCCAACAAAUACGACAAGAUGGAUACGAAGGGUAUCGAAACCGUUCGUCGCGACAACUGCCUGCUGGUUCAGAAUGUUAUCGAGACGGUCCUACAAAAGAUUCUGGUUGAGCGGGACAUUGAUGGGGCACAAGACUACGUCAAGGACACCAUUUCCGACCUUCUGCAAAAUAAGAUCGAUAUGUCGAAGCUUGUGAUCACCAAGGCCUUGUCCAAGGAUGCGUAUACGGCGAAGCAGGCACACGUGGAACUUGCGGAGCGCAUGAGGAAGCGUGACGCGGGUUCAGCACCCACGCUUGGCGACCGUGUGGCAUAUGUCAUUAUCAAGGGUGCCGGAGGGUCCAAGAACUACGAAAGGUCCGAGGAUCCGAUCUACGUCCUUGAGAACAACAUCCCCAUCGACACGAAAUACUACCUCGACAACCAACUAGCCAACCCGCUCGGCCGUAUUUUCGAACCCAUUCUCGGAGAAAAGAAAGCCAGCCAACUUCUCACCGGCGAACAUACCCGUGCCAUCUCCGUGGCCGCGCCAACCAUGGGCGGACUGAUGAAGUUCGCCAAGAAGACGCAAACCUGCCUGGGAUGCAAGAAGCCCUUAUCCGGCAAGGAAGAAGCAGAGGGAGCCGUGUGCGCUUACUGCCGUCCCCGCCUCGGCGAGCUCUACACCAAGUCGUUGACCAAAGUAUCAGACCUUGAAGUCCGGUUCGGACGACUCUGGACUCAAUGCCAGCGGUGUCAAGGCAGUUUGCACUGUGAAGUCAUUUGCUCGUCCAGGGAUUGUCCUAUCUUCUAUAUGCGCAUGAAAGCAAAGAAAGAUGUGGAGGACGCGCAAAAAGAACUGUCUCGAUUUGAUAAUGAUGCGGGUGCAUGGUAA